Psammomys obesus (fat sand rat) is the source of this 1865-nucleotide messenger RNA. RefSeq names its product angiotensinogen (gene Agt). The coding region runs from base 99 to 1532 and encodes 477 amino acids. Lineage: Eukaryota; Metazoa; Chordata; Mammalia; Rodentia; Muridae. Gene Ontology annotation, biological process: regulation of systemic arterial blood pressure by renin-angiotensin. The record is from RefSeq and is a predicted model, not a curated record. The transcript has 5 exons. Gene Ontology annotation, molecular function: serine-type endopeptidase inhibitor activity.
CCACCCCUCGGGCAUAAAUAGGCCUGUUGGGCUCACCAGGGGAUAGCUGUGCUUGUCUGCGCUGAGGCUGAAGGGCACAGAGGCGAGCGCUCAGGUCGAUGAUGACUCCCACAGGGAUAGGCCCAAAGGCCACCGUCUUCUGCAUCCUGACCUGGGUCAGCCUGACGGCUGCGGACCGCGUGUACAUCCACCCCUUCCAUCUCCUCUACUACAGCAAGAGCAGCUGUGCCCAGCUGGAGAACCCUAGCGCAGAGACACCCCCAGAGCCGACCUUCUCGCCUGUUCCUAUUCAGGCCAAGACCUCCCCUGUGGAUGAGAGGACCCUUCUUGAGCAGCUUGUGCUGGCCACUGAGAGGCUGGAUGACGAGGAUCGGCAGCGGGCUACCCAGGUCGCGAUGAUAGCCAACUUCAUGGGCUUCCGCAUGUACAAGCUGCUGAGCGAGGCCGGGGGCGUGGCCAGCGGGGCCGUCCUCUCCCCGCCAGCUCUCUUUGGCACCCUGGUCUCUUUCUACCUCGGAUCCUUGGAUCCCACGGCCAGCCAGCUGCAGGCGCUGCUGGGAGUUCCCGUGAAAGCAGGAGAAUGCACCUCCCGGAUGGAUGGGCACAAGGUCCUUGCUGCUCUGCGGGCCAUUCAGGGCCUGCUGGUCACCCAGGGCGGGAGCAGCAGCCAGGCACAGCUGCUUCAGACCACGGUGGUGGGGCUCUUCACGGCGCCGGGCCUGCGCCUGAAGCAGCCUUUCGUUCAGAGCCUGGCUCCCUUUGCCCCUGCCAUCCUCCCACGCUCUCUGGACUUGUCCACUGACCCUGGUCUUGCUGCUGAGAAAAUCAGGAGGUUCAUGCAGGCUGUGACAGGGUGGAAGAUGAACUUGGCGCUGGACAGGGUCAGCACAGACAGCACCCUACUUUUCAACACCUACGUUCACUUCCAAGGGAAGAUGAAGGGCUUCUCCCAGCUGGCCGGACUCCACGAGUUCUGGGUGGACAACAGCACCUCUGUGUCUGUCCCCAUGCUCUCGGGCACCGGCAACUUCCAGCACUGGAGUGACUCACAGAACAACUUCUCCAUGACUCGCGUGCCCCUGGGGGAGAGCGCCGCCCUGUUGCUGAUCCAGCCGCACUGCACCUCAGAUCUAGACAGGGUAGAAGCCCUGGUCUUCCAGCAUGACUUCCUGACUCGGAUAAAGAACCCGCCUCCUCGGGCCAUCCGCCUGACCCUGCCCCAGCUGGAAAUCCGGGGAUCCUACAACCUGCAGGACCUGCUGGCCCAGGCCAAGCUGCCCACCCUUUUGGGGGCUGAGGCAAAUCUGGGCAAGAUUGGUGACAGCAACCCCAGAGUGGGAGAGGUUCUCAACAGCGUCUUCCUUGAGCUCAAAGCAGGAGAGGAAGAGCAGCCAACAGUGCCCGCCCAGCAGCCUGGCUCACCUGAGGCGCUGGAUGUAGCCCUGAGCAGCCCGUUCCUGUUCGCCAUCCACGAUCGGCACUCGGGCGCCCUCCACUUCCUGGGUAGAGUGGACAGCCCUCAGAGUGUGUGAGGCCCGAUGCCAGAGGGGCCCUUGGGUGCAGCCGAGGCAAGGCCAGCGUCAGAGGGCCAUCCUGGACAAGAACCAGUGCUGUCACCCCUCCAUCGAGGCCGAGGCUGUCUCCUUGGAGACUGCACCGAUAAUAAACAGUGAGCACCAGAGCUGGCCUCCUGGGCUGUGGGUUUGUUUAGAAGCUGGGGUGAGAGCCAGCAGCUGGCACGCCGCACAGGACUGCCACUGUGCGAAGAAUCUGGAUCAAACAACUGUUUGUGAAACCAAAAAGCCUCCCCUUUUACUCAAGAACAGAAAUUGGGUUUUCACAUUAAAAUACACAUUGUCCCCUCA